UAUCUACGUAAUCGCUGUAAUCUGAUUUUUCCUAAAACAAUACGUGAGACGAAAAUUAUUAAGCGAUACGUUAUAAUAAUUCAUCUAUACCGAUAAAUUUAUCUUUUUCCACUUUUGCUUCUAUUGAAGGAUUUUAUAUUAGAAUAAAAUUAAUUUAACGAUGUUCAACUGCAGUUUGAUUCGGGAAAUUCCAAAUCUCGAAUAUUGAAAGUCAAUGCUGUGAAGUGGGCGCUCGUCCGUAAUGUCGAAAUUCGAUAUCUAGCUACUAAUCUACAGCCAUCGCCUAAUUUCAGUUAACUGAAUGUACGUGAUUGGACGUACGGUUAUUUCUUAUUUGCGUAAAUGCGCGAGAUUGGGAUUACGUGUUUUGCAAUAAUCAAGUGAAAAAUAUAGAGCAUCUAUAUGAUGAACAUGUUCAUGAAUGACUAUCGAGUCUCGUGAAAAGCCUAACCUAGUUGGCAAACCGUCACGCUAACCAUGAAUCUUCAAACCUUAUUCCAAGACUUCAAUCCUGGCAAGUUCUUGGUGCACUGCUGCCUAAUGGUAUUCACGGUGUUAUUUGCUCUCCGAAAGGACGAUGAGAUAGAAUGGAGCUACUGGUCCGUUUUUAGUCCAAUAUGGUUUUGGAAAGGCAUGGUAAUUCUGGGGGCAACGGUUGGAAGCUAUAUCUGGUGGAGGCAUCCCCAUGCUAGGCUGGAAGGCGAAUCCUAUGUUCAUUAUAAAGCAAUGCUGAUCACUUUAGCACUACACCUAAUUUUGUUGAUGUUCGAAUUACUCGUAUGUGACAAGCUAGAAUCCGGAAGACACUUGUGGAUAUUAGUCUUCAUACCACUGAUUUUUAUAUCAAUCGUAUCGAUAGCUGUAUGCAUUUGGGCUGUGAAACACGAUCGAUCAUUUGAGCUGGAAUUAUUUUGCGCAGUCAAUGUGUUACAAUUUAUAUUCAUUGCUCUGAGAUUGGAUGGUUUUAUUUCGUGGAGUUGGGAAGUUGUAUUUGUGCCUCUCUGGGCGUUGUUAUGUUUGUCGCUAGUUGCUGUUUUAUAUGCUAUCGUUUUUGCUGCCGUCUUACUUAGAACUCCACAAAUAAAUGCGCGGCAAAGGCGGACGUCAUUAAAUUCUGCAUUGGGAUACACUUUUCUAGUAGUUCCCAUUUUAGUAUUUCAGGUGCUAUUAGCUAAUAAAUUAGACGGUGACCCGAUCAAGUAUACAACCGUGGCGAUGCCGUUGCUAGUUUCUCACAUCACUCUUAUAAUAAUGUCAUUCGGAGCCAAAGGUGGAAAUAGAUGGUGGUUUGGCAUUAGAAAAGAUUUCUAUCACUUCCUCUUAGGGUUGUGCCCACUGCUUCAAGAGUAUGGUAAUAUCUCGUAUCAACCAAGGAGUGACGCAGAUCAGCCACCAUCCGAGCCGAUGAUAUCUGAAAAAAGUCAAAAGCGUAUUAAGAAACACGACCUAACUAAACCUGUUGUGCCUGUAGAGAUCAUAGACAUGCCUGACUGAGCGUCCAAUUAUAGUUGCUUACACAAAACGAGUAUAAUCAGGUCUACCUGAUUAACCACUCGGUUCAAAUCAUCACAAUAAUUGUUCGUAACACAAUCGAAUGUAUAGUUCUUUCUCUUAAUUACACCAGGAUGAGCCAAAGUAUCCUAAUUAUGAAAAGUCAAAUCUUGAAAUUCUGCCAGUUAUCAUUACAGAGUCCACAUUAACUAAAACGAUUCUCUCUAAAUUCUCCUGUCAGAAAUAAUUGAAUUAAUAUUUUUUUUGCUGCUUGGAAUUACGCAUACAGUACAUAGAACUUUGAAAUGAGUUACUUGAGGCAAGUUGAAGGACUCUUAAUUAUUAGUUUAUUCUGCCAAAUGGCCGCUGAUUAGAUUUGUGACUGAAAUCAGCUGAAGCGUGUAGCGUUAUCUCAUCGUUUUUAAUCAGAUGGUAAGUUUCAAUUGCAAUAUGAUCGAUCAAUUAAAUCCUACGCAAUAUUGGAUUUCGUCCUUGACUGAAGUUUUUCAAAGUUUUCCCAAAAACUUCGCAAUUGACUUCUCAAAUGUAUGAAAUCUCGGGAAAUUGUUUCGAAUCACUUCAGAUUAUGAUUAAGACGUUAAAAACUGCACAAGCAAAAUAUGUUCAACAGCUCUAUGCUUUAUUGGUCAAAUUUCAAGAAGGUUCUCUUACGCGGAAUACUAAGGGCAAAAUUUCAAAUAAGUUGACACCUGUCAUUUGUGAAAAAAUUAUUAGUGUGGGACUUUUACCAUCUAUAUGUGGAUAGUUAUAUUCCUGAAAUCAAUGGUAGGUCAAAUUUCCAGUCAGACGAUCAAGUUUUGUCACUCGUCCAUGACAGCUCAAGGGAAUUCCUUUUUGAGUAAUAUAUUUUGGAACUCUACUAACUCAAGUGGUAGAAUAUUACUUGUCAAGUGUUGAGUAAUGAUCAAGUAAAUCAAAAUGUUAACAUGUUGCCUGACAAUCGAUAUACGCCGGGAUAUUUUGUCUUACGAAAGAUUACGAAACGGGCCAUAAAUAAAAUACAUGAAAAUUCUUCGCCUGUAUAUUUACUCACCGUGCAAUUGCAGUGUCAUUAGUAUCUUAUUAUUAAAAAAUUGAAAAAUAGGAGCUAAAGACUGUAGGUGUUUGUAUUACGUAUACUAACAUUAAGAAUCGUUCAUGUAUGUACGUCACGUGUCAAAUAAUUUUUAUCUUAUCAGUUUCGUUGAGGAAACGGAUUGGACACAAGACUGAGUGCCUCGCAUCUGUAGCAUAGUAUUAAAUUGUACAAACAGAACUUGACGAAAAGGAAAUAAUGAUGAGAGAUGAAAAUCACGUAAAAAUUAUUACUUUUAAUGGAGUGUUGUUGGCGUUGGUAUAAAUGGAAGCAUUAAAGUGCUCAAUCAUUCGUCACUAAUUAUACGUUACGUAAAAAUUAUGUACAGAUCUUGUUAUAUUAUAAUAACAUUAUUAUAUAGUCUAUAUAUGUACACACCAUAUAUAUGUAUAUCAGGGUGGACUUUAAAAAGGUUAUUUUGGAAUUUCGACUGUCCCGCCGCCCAAAUCGACUCGAAAUAAUUCAAAAAUAAUUCCCUCAUUUGUUCAGAUUUUCACCUCAACUGUAACCCCACCCACCCACAUGAUGGAUUUACCCAUUUAAAAUACACGUGUUCCGGAUACAUUCUCAGUAUAUAUUUUAUUGAAAGAGUAAUAAUGUUCAAAAAAGUCAGUAACUGCGAAGUUUUAGUGGGCACUAAUGCUACUAUCUGAGAAAAAAGUCACAUCAUCAUACCAACCGAUCUAGACGAAUUGCACUUCCUCUGAAUAAAUAAAAAAGUCAGAUUUCAAGGGUGUGCAAUUCGUUGGGAUUGCAUGAUAUAAUGAUGUGAAUUCUUUCUCAGAUAGUAGCACUAAUGCUCACUGAAACCUCGCAGUCAGAGAUUUCUUUGAACGUUAUUACUCUUACAAUAAAAUAAAUGCUGAGAAUGUAUCCGGAACACGUGUAUUUUAAAUGGGAAAAUCCAUCCUGUUGGCGGGAGGGGAAAAACUGAAAGAAUUAGGGAAUUGUUUUCGAAUUAUUUCGAGCCGAUUUGGGGGGUGGGACAGUCGAAAUUUAAAAAUGAUCUUUUUAAGGAUCAUCCUAAUAUAUGUAUAUAUACACACCUACAUAGGUAUAUAUAUAUACAUUAGGGUGUUUCAGAAACAAAAAUUUUCCACCGUGACACCCCCUAAGAAGUUUAUUUAGGUUAAAAGAAAGAUUGUGUGAAAAAUUGAUGUUUUGCGUUAUGAGGAAGAUCGCGCACAUUUGAUUUUCCACGUUUUUCACAUUUUUUUUGAAUUUGUAAAGAAGCACAUUAUAGCACUUCAAGUAUUAUUUCUUGCCUAACAUUUAUAUUCAGCCGAAAGAUCACAUCCAUAAUACAACAAUAUUUUAACUGGGAAUCUUAUUUUUCUAAAUUAAAAGUUCAUAUCAAAUUAUAACUAUUUUAUGAGAUUGAAUUAAUAAUGAAAACGUCGUCAGAUACGUUUCUAAAACAUCAACUGAAGACCUAAUAUUACAAGUGUGGGUCUUCUUACAUUGAUAUUAUGUGAUUGAUGUCAGUAAUAAAAAUAAAAUUAUAUUCACGAUACU
Molecule: messenger RNA, 4102 nt
Organism: Neodiprion virginianus
Lineage: Eukaryota; Metazoa; Arthropoda; Insecta; Hymenoptera; Diprionidae
Product: transmembrane protein 185A
Exons: 5
Coding region: 478-1494 (338 amino acids)
Source: RefSeq, a predicted model, not a curated record